Molecule: messenger RNA, 3162 nt
Organism: Diaporthe amygdali
Lineage: Eukaryota; Fungi; Ascomycota; Sordariomycetes; Diaporthales; Diaporthaceae
Product: viral a-type inclusion protein
Exons: 7
Coding region: 1-3162 (1053 amino acids)
Biological process (GO): RNA methylation
Cellular component (GO): mitochondrion
Molecular function (GO): rRNA (uridine-2'-O-ribose)-methyltransferase activity
Source: RefSeq, a predicted model, not a curated record
AUGGACCAACAUCAGAGAACCGAAGCGAUUCAUCUCCUCGACCUCAAAUAUCACGGCGCAAUGCAUCAGACGGAUCUCAUAGUCAAGGACGAAGAGGCGCGACGGCUCAAGCUACGCGUCAUCGUCCUCCGAGACGAGGUCGCCGUCCUACGCGACCAAUUGGCAGAAAAAGACGACCGGAUGAGCAACUUGUCACAGCAGUACGAUGAUAUACGCGCCCAACUCGAUCACAUGAACCAGACCUGCCAAGACCAAGCAGACCAGCUGCGCACACAAGCACGACAGCACUCGGACCUCAAGUCUGAGCUGCAAUCAUUAAACAAUAUGUCGGACGAUUCCACCAAGACCCUCGCAGAGAAGCUGGCCCUCUCUCGCGAAUUGGCUGUGCUGAAGCCCGAGAUCGAUCACCUGCGCUCGCAGGUCUCUCAUCAGAAAGAUGUCCUUGCCGAGAAGCUCGCUCUCGAACGGCAACUGAAUUCUCUCGAGACCGAGCUGGCCAACGAGAGGCGCGCAGCAGAGAAGGCAAUCCAGCGUCGAGAGAGCGAGGAAAAUCAGGCCAGCCAAGAGCUCCAACAACGUGUCACGGACCUCGAAAAGCAGCUGACGGCCGAGAAGAAGGCCUCGCAGAAGUCCAAGAAAGCCCAGGAGAAGGGACAGACCGACUCAGAAGACGGAUUGCGACAGCAGAUCGUUGACCUGGAGGAGAAGCUUGCCGCCGAGCGGAAAGCCUCGGAGACCGCAAGAAAGACCCACCAGAAGGUGCAGAGUGAUACGGAAGCGGAGUUGCGGCAGCAAGUCGCGGACCUGGAGAAGAAGCUGGCUGAUGAAAAGCGUGCUGCUCAGAAGGCAAAACGCUCGCAAGACAGUGAUGAGAAAGGACCCCAAACUGAACUGCAGCAAAAGGUCCAGGAACUGGAGGAGAAGCUUGUCUCCGAAGCGCGCGAGGCCGAGCGGGCUCGCAAGUCCAGCGAGAAGGAAGUUGCUACGGCCAAUGAGCAGGUGGAAAUGCUCACACAACGUGUUGAGGAGUUCAAGAAUAAGUUGAAGGAGACUCGUGCCGAGCUCAAGGGAGCCCGUGCUGAGCUUGCGCAGGCCCAGACUGCCGCGGUCAGGACCACCACGACCACUGUGCCACUCAAAGAUGAGGAGGCCAAGAAGCCGCUCAGCAAGACCAAGCCUGGAAAGAAGCGUGGCGCCAAUGAGAUCAGUGUUGAUGACAUGAUGAUGGAUACGCCCGGACACGUCGAGGGAAGGGGCAAGCGCCCUCUUAAGAAGAGAGGCGUCGACUUUACAUCGGUUGGCGAGAAGUCCACUUUCUCCAUCACGCCUUUCUUGGAGAAGUCGAAUACCAUCAACUUGGCGGAGACUAUUGAGGAGGAGGAUGAAGAACCAUCCAUUCUCAUGGGCAAGGGUGAUCCAGGAGCACCGAUUAUUGAACCAGAGGCGGAGACGACUGAGGAUCUUCCUGCUAUGAAUGUCGAAAACCCGACAAAAUCAGUGGCCAAGGCUCUCAAGGCAACGAAGUCCAAGGUCGCAGACCCAGCUCAGAAGAAGGCCCGCGGAAGACCAAAAGCGCAAGCUUUAACAGAGUCAUCUCCCAACACGAAUGUGCCCUCUGCCAACAACUCUCGAAGGUCGCCCCGGAGCAAAUCGUCUCCACUGGAGAAGGUGGCCGAGGAGCCCGAGGAGCAACCCAGCAAUGAGAACACGUCUUCUGGGACCACCAUGGCCACCACAAAGUCUGGAGAGUCGAAGGUCAAACCAGCAUCCAACCCCACCGCCAGCAGCGCUGCAGACACUAGUAAUGCCAGCUCAGAAAACCCGGAGCCCAGGAAAAAGAAGCGCAAGCUGCUGGGUACUACCAACAAGGGCACGCUGUUCGACAAGGACGAGGACGCUGGCGAGACCGAGGCGGCAGCAGCAGCUCCGAAGGCAGCCCCAACGGCAGCUGGUGGCAAACGGAAACCCAUUGGUCUGAAGGCUUCGACACAGAAGGGCCCGGUUUCUGCUCUUGCUAAGAAUGCUUUUGGUGGGAAGGCCUUCUCACCGUUGAAGCGGGACCGAAGAGCGCUGGGUGCGGUGUCAUGCCGUCGGGUGGCCCUCAGUGAGCGGCUCAUCUCACGGGUCUUGAGCCAGCUCACACUGGCGGCAACGACACCCGCGAGCAAGCCUCCCCUUGCAAGCCCUCAGGUGUGCCAGAGCUGUCAGCUCAAACCACUGGAGUCACGGCGUAAUGCGUCAUCAAGUUCUCAAUGGAAGUCCCGGCAGAGCAAAGACCGCUAUGCCCGCCAGGCUAAGGUGCAGGGCUUGAAGAGCAGGGCCGCGUGGAAGCUGAUCGAGAUGAAUGACAGAUAUGGCCUCUUCCGCCGGAACCAAACCGUCGUGGACCUAGGCUACGCGCCUGGAUCGUGGUCGCAGGUCGCCAAGGACGCCACCGGCCCGAACGGCGUUGUCGUUGGGAUCGACCUCAUCCCAGCGCAACCACCCAAAGGCGUGACGAGUAUACAGGGUGACUUUCUCAGCCCGCGUGUGCGGGCUCUGGUCAAAGAUGUCCUCGUAGAGCAGACCAGGAGGAAGGCAAGGGAGAGGAAGGAGCGGCAAGAGGCAGACACCGCCAUGACAUCUUCAUCUUCGGACCGAGAAGUUGUUGAGGGUGAGAGCAAAGAGGGAAGCGUCGUGACGGAUCAGCCCAGCUACAUCGACCAGGAGAAGCAGGCCACCCAGGAUAUCGAAGCGGCGACUGGGGCGGAGGAAGAAGCCGAGCGGAUGGUGGAUGUGGUAAUCAGCGACAUGUCAGAACCCUGGCCCCAGACGAGCGGCUUCUCGAGCAGGACGCUAAGCAACCCUCACAGGUUGAUGAACACGAGCGGUAUCAACUUUAAGGACCACGCCGGUAGCAUGGACCUUUGCUAUGCAGCACUGACUUUCGCCUCGGACACGCUCAAAGCAGGUGGCCAUUUCGUCUGCAAAUUCUACCAAGGGGCGGAGGACAAGCGACUUCAGAAGCUUCUAGAGAAGAUGUUCUCCAAGGUACACCGGGAGAAACCCGAAUCAUCGAGGAGUGUAUGUGCUUUUGAUUCGACCCUAAGCGCUCUUUCCAUCCUUAUAUCCUCCUCACCUCCCCACCAGGGCUAUGGUCUUCACUCGGGAGUCUGCCCCUGA